Molecule: messenger RNA, 2584 nt
Organism: Larimichthys crocea (large yellow croaker)
Lineage: Eukaryota; Metazoa; Chordata; Actinopteri; Sciaenidae
Exons: 5
Coding region: 244-1965 (573 amino acids)
Molecular function (GO): GTP binding
Source: RefSeq, a predicted model, not a curated record
UGUCUCCUCCCUCUGCAGGUGAAGCAUAAAAACUCUGAGCAGCGAGUGUUUGCUGCUCUUCCUCCUCCUCAGCCUCACAGAGCGUCCUGAAGCCGACAACACAGCAGUCACUCAGGCAGACCAGCUUGUUCACAUGGUGACUAACUAGAUCUCCUCCUCUGCACAAACUUCCAUUGGGAAGCUUCUGACACCAACACCAGUUUGAACCCGUGUGGAGCUCUCUCUGCCAGACAUCACCAUACGAUGGAGAAUACAAACACAUCACACAUGAAGUAUCUGGACAUCCUCUCUAAAAGUGUUCUGGUCCGUCCAGGAUCUCCUGCUGUCUACAAGCUGACACCAAAGAAAGAAAAAAAUGGAACUCUAACAAAAAUGAGUCUUGGUGAAAAAAAUGUGAACAAGACAAACAAAACCAUCUUGCUUGUGGGUGAAACAGGAGCAGGAAAAUCUACUCUGAUCAACGCUCUGGUCAACUACACCAUGGGAGUGAAGUGGGAGGACGAUGUCUGGUUUCAGAUCGUAGAGGAGGAGGAGAAAAGGCAAUCAGAGAGUCAGACAUCAGAUGUGAUCGUGUACCAGAUCUUUGGUUUUGAAGAUAAACCUCUGCCCUACUCUCUGACCAUCAUCGAUACUCCUGGAUAUGGAGAUACCGGAGGGAUUGACCAAGAUGACAAGAUCAGUCAAAGAUUAUUAGACUUGUUUCGCUCAGAUGGUGGAGUUCAUGAAAUUAAUGCAGUAGGUUUGCUGCUGAAAGCAAGUGACAACCGACUGAGUGACCGACUGAGAUACAUCUUUGAUUCAGUGGUGUCUCUGUUUGGAAAAAACUUGGAGAAGAACAUUGUUGCCCUCAUCACACACUCAGAUGGUAUGACACCUGAAAAUGCUCUGAAAGCUCUAGAAGAUGCAAACAUUAAAUGUGCCAAAAACCAAAAGACUCAGCCUGUUCACUUCCUGUUUAAUAACUGCCAGGAUGAAGACAGGACAGAGGAUGCAGACUGUCUUAAACAAGAUUAUGAAAUAACAAUCAAAGGAAUGAGUCAGUUCACAGAGUUUCUGGAAGAAACUGGACCUCAAAAGCUGGGGACAACAGUGGAAGUUCUGAAAGAGCGAAUCAGACUGAUGGCCUGCAUCCAAAACCUGCAAGAGAGAGUUCAAUAUAUUGAACUAAAGCAUGAAGAAAUCAGACAGACUCAAGAAGCUCUGAAGAAACAUGGAGAAGAGAUGAAGAACAAUAAGAAGUUCACUGUGAAAGUUGAUGAGGUCUACAAAGGAAAAAAAACUAUCAGUGUUGUGAGGUGGUGGUGGGUAUGGUUUUAUAAAGAAGCUGUCUGCUGUCCAGUCUGUGAGGAGAACUGUCACUAUCCAUGUACACUGGCCUGGUAUGUAGAACACUGUGAGGUCAUGAAAGGUGGCCGCUGCACUUCAUGUAAAAGGAAGUGUGCUGCAUCAGAUCAUGUGAAAGAAAAGUGGAUCUAUGUGAACAAGACAAGGAAAGUUCAGAAGACCUUAGAAGACGUGAAAAAGAAAUAUGAAGAGAACAAGGCAGAACGUGAGAACAAAUCAAGUCUUUUGGAAAAACUGGAAAAGGAAGUGGAAGAACUUCAGAAAGAGAAAGAUCAGUGGCUGGAAGAGUCCUUUAACCAUGUUGUCAGACUGGAGGAGAUCGCCCUGAAUGUUGAUUCACUGUCCACUCAAGUCCACUUGGACUUCCUGAUUGAGAAGAUGAAGGACAAAGGAGACACAGAGAAGGUCCAGAAACUGGAAGAGAUGAAAAGACGAGUGGAUGAAAGAAGCCAAAGAGCUCUGCGCUGGUUUGGUCAACUAAAAACAGCAGCUGUUAAAGGAGUGAAGAACAUGUGGCCGUUUAGAAAAGAAGGUGACACUGAUGGUACAAAACUGGAAUGUAAUCACUGUUUGAGUUUCAAAUGUUUGAAUCCUGGAAACAGCGCCCUCUGUUGUAUGUAAUGACUCUUUGUUGUUGUAGUUUCAUGUUUAAUCACUGUGCAGAUGAUCAUCAGUGCUGAAGCAUUAUUUGAUCCACAUCAGUGAAAGUCAGGAUGGAGCAUGUUCGUGUUAAUCCAGUUGGUCUUUUGUUUUCUUUGCAUUCCCAUAUUCUUAUGUACUCGUGUGCUCAUACAGUCUUAUAUACUUGUACUCAUAUAUCGUCUUGUAUUCAUUUAUUAACAUACUCUAGUACUCUGUAUUUUACUUUAUUCUCUUAAAGUUAGCCUUUUACACAGUAUAUGUAACAUGUAUUGGAAUAUAUUUGAUCUUUAAUCUUAGUGUGCAUAAUUAUAUCAUCACAUAUAAUCAGUAGUUGGUUGAAAAACAUUUCCUAUAGCAUGUGAGCUGGGAACAAUAAAUGUAGUCUGCAAACAGAAAUAAUGGUGUGAGGACUAGCUGAAAUAUUUUAGACGACACAUGUGGAAACAUUUAUGUUGUAUUUUAUUGUUUAACAAGUCAUAAUUUAGUGAUUUUGAUGUAUUCUGUUAUUCCACGUGAAAUCAUGAAAUCAUGAAAUCAUGAAAUCAGAUCCUGAUUGAUGUUUUCUGUGAAUCAUUAAUAAAAUCUCUGCUUCAUGAAA